Molecule: messenger RNA, 14733 nt
Organism: Anopheles arabiensis
Lineage: Eukaryota; Metazoa; Arthropoda; Insecta; Diptera; Culicidae
Exons: 12
Coding region: 549-4304 (1251 amino acids)
Biological process (GO): proteolysis
Molecular function (GO): metallodipeptidase activity
Source: RefSeq, a predicted model, not a curated record
CAUCGUUUCCCGUGGACGGCACGACACGGCGCGCACAGCGCAUUCUGCCAAACAACUUUAGCUCGAAUCUCCAGUCUAGCUCCGGACAUCAGCGUAGAUGGUGGAGCUUUUGCAGUGAUUAGGAGAUAUCCCGUCGACGUGCGCGCUCGAAACAUUCAAGACACUUUGUGUGUUGGCGGUGGCGGUACAGCAUCCCUUCGGUGCGCCAUUGAAGUGAAGUGAAGUGGAAUCGGUUUUGUGCUCCGCGUCAGAAGGUCUCUAAUGUCGAUUUGUGCUGGCGUUUUGGUUCAUCCCCGCUCAGCCCCUGACCAGCGUCAGCGUGUUGCAGUGUGUGCCAGUGUACCAAUGAUCUGAACGUGUUCGGUGCAAUGGAGGGAUAUGCUCCUCGCAUUCUUGUGCUUGGCAGUGCCAAUUGAACUUUGAUAGGAAAUAAUGGUUGGAAACGUAAAACGUUUCGAGUAAACUGUUGGUCCAGCGAAACGGCCAUUCUCCAAUUGCAUUGAACUGCGCGUUCCUUCAAACACCGUUCCGAAGUAGGACAUCACAAAAUGACAGACACUAAUCGCAGCAAACAGAGCUAUCUGCACAAACACAACGGAAAGAUCGAUCUGCAAUCAGUGCAAUCCCCACCGGGACAGCUCUCGACAGGCUCGAACACUACCGAACAUGGCCGUGCAGCCAGCCAUACCGGGGGUUCCCUGAAACGUAACAAUAGUCAUCAUCAGCGGUUGAAAAAAUCAAACACAAGCACCCUGGACCGAACCUCUAAUGGUGGCCCCGUGGAGUACGGAGCGGAUCGAACUGGUGGCAGUUUCAGCCAUCAUCAUCAUCAUCAGCAACAGCAACAACAGACCGGAACGACCGCUACGAGAUCCGGCGCCGGUUCCAGUCUAGCCAAGAGCUGGUCGAAAACAUCCAGCAGCAGCACCUCGCAAUCCACAUCGCAUGGUCCGGCGGAGCAAACAUCACACCCACUGGACACAGCGGCCAGCAGUGGUCGACCUCCGGGGACAAAUUUAACACCCACCGUCGUCAAAACGGAAGCAUCGCUCAGUGACGAUUUUAAACGCUUCCACACACUACGCAACAGCUACGGCGGCAAAUCCAAUUUAAAUGUAAAUAACACCGACCAAACGAUAAAAUCGCAGGUCCUGCUUCACCAGCAAAAGCUGCGAGAGUACUCGCGACAACUUCCAGCACAGCAACAACAGCCGCACCAUGACAACGAUAGCUACUCAACCUGCUCCUCGUCUCAGUCGGACUACCAGCAUCCCCAGCAACCGCAGCAUCAUCAGCAGCAGCAGCAACACCAUCGCCACAAGCAUCACACACACUAUCGUGUGCAUCACCAUCAACACCAUCAGCAGCAGCAACAGCAGCAGCAGCAGCAGCAUCCCAAUGUCCAGCUGGCUCAGACCAUCUACCCCAUCUCUGCCACGGUCGCCGCAACUGCCACAUUGACACGCGCUGGCGGUGGAGGUUCGAUAUUGAAAAAUGCCAACAGCAGCACCAGCCAUCAGGACCCGGUCGGCAGCCGGAACAGCCUCAAACGAGGUCCGGGUGGCUUAAGCACGCUGUCACUCUGCAGCUGCGACGCGGAAACGGAGAUAAUACCAAAUCCAUUAAGGCCAUUAUAUCAGUACAGCCUGGACAGGAGAAAUCCUCGCCAACACACCUACACGUGCGAGCAGAACGCACAGAUUCUGCUGCGACUGGAAAAGGACCGUCAGAAGAAGUUCGGCUCCAUGGGAAAGUUGCAUCUCACCACAUCAACCGGCGACUUGAGUGUAGCACCCGCAGCGAUGCAACGACACUCGAGCAUUACGGGUGCAUCCGUACCGACCUCUUCCGUUUCGACUCCCACUCCAACGCCUCCUCCGCCGGCUGCUCCCACUGGGCCGGCCGGAAAAGUCAGCGGAAAUGCGUGUAAGGUGGCCGCCAACGUGCUCACAUUCGACUGCCAGCAUGGAUCGUACUCUCGGGGUGAUAAUUAUACGGAGGACGACUCGUACAGUGAAGACAUGAUACCACCUCCACCACCGCCACUACUCAACCGGCGCCCUUCCUACGGAUACGGCUGUGUGGUGCAGCAACCUGUUGCAUCCGGACCGGAACCGACACACGCAGACCAGCAGCCAAUGUACGAUCCGACCGCCCAGCCCGCCAUACCUCCCGCCAACGUCGACGUGUACGGUCGUGAAGUGGACGGACUGAUUGGAACUAUGAAUCAGCCGGAUCUCUUCAACUUUGCCUCCAACACAAACGGCUCGUUGAGUGGGACACUAAAGUCAACAUUGAAAUCCGCCAAAUCGUCGACAAACGGUAAAACAACUUCCGGCUCAUUGCCCAUGCCCGCCGAUGGCAAGUCGAAGAUGAACGACCCACUUCCCGUUAUGAUGGUGGACCUGAUGAACGGUAACGGAACGGUCGCACCACCGCUUCCGAAUGGAACUGACCCGACCGGCACGAAGCCAUAUCCGCCUUACUAUUUCGAUGAUAAUUAUCUGCAUCACCACUACUACUACCGGAAUGGGGAGACCGGUGCGGAUGUGCCACUGAAGGACGCUGGGCUGGAUGCAGCGGGGCAGAUGUAUCUCUACCAUCAGCACCAUCACCAUCCGGACGCGGUCCCCGCUGGCUACAUUACCAACUACGAUGCGCUGAAUCUUCCCGCGAAGUACAACACAAUCGGAGCGAAUGGAGAUUUACCACUGGCGGGACACUUUUCCGGGCUGGCGGGAGGCGGUGUCGGUCACCAUGCAAGUUCCUGCAACAUCAAUCAGUACUCGGGCUCGACCAAAAGCAACCUCAUCGCAUCGCACAACCAUCACUUCUCCAACUCGAUCAGCAACUUCAACUUUAAUCCCUCGCAGUACUUUGGUUCGGCGCUGGACCCUCCGCCCGGGACGACCAUCAUUCCUGGGGGUGGUGGUGAUGGGUUUCCUUCGUCCUGCAGCCUUAACGGAACGCCCAACAAACAGCAGCCGCAUCCGUGGAAACAUCGCCAGUGUCCGAGUCGAGGUUCGAGCAGUACCGGUUCCGGAUCAUCAAAGUGGGAUCUUCCUUCGAGACAGUGGCUUGCGGUGACCUCCAUACUUCUGAUUGCCGGAGCAGCCGGAGUAGCCGUCCCACUCGCGCUCAAGGUUUCGUCCGGUGCGCCCCUCGAGGAGCGGAUGCAGGUCGCUACCCAGCUGCUCGACACAGUGCCUUUAAUCGAUGGUCACAACGAUCUACCGUGGAACAUACGGAAAUUCCUUCACAAUCAGCUAAACGAUUUUCGAUUCGACGAUGAUCUCAAGACGAUACUGCCCUGGUCGAAGAGUGCCUGGAGUCAUACGGAUUUGCAACGGCUUAAGCGUGGUCGAAUUUCUGCUCAGUUUUGGGCAGCGUACGUGCCCUGCGAAGCACAACACAAGGAUGCAGUUCAAAUCACGCUAGAACAGAUCGAUGUAAUUAAAAGACUGACAGAACGCUACUCUCCUCAUCUGACAUCCUGUGCAUCCACGUUCGAUAUCAUACAGGCGCACAAAAACCGUCAAAUGUGUUCAUUAAUCGGUGUGGAGGGUGGCCACUCGCUCGGCGGUUCGCUCGGUGUGCUGCGCAUCUAUUACGCCCUCGGCGUACGGUACAUGACGCUCACCUCCACCUGCCACACCCCGUGGGCCGACUCGAGCAAUGCGGAUGCACCGAAGUAUGACAUCCGACACGGUGGACUAACGGCUUACGGCAAGACGAUCGUUCGCGAAAUGAACCGCCUCGGCAUGAUAGUGGACCUAUCGAAGUCGUCCGUCGGUACGAUGAAGGAUGUACUGGCGACCUCGCAGGCACCGGUCAUCUUUUCCCACUCGUCCGCUCACGCACUGUGCAACUCGAGCCGGAACGUGCAGGACGAGGUGCUCGAGCUGGUGACGAAAAAUCGCGGCCUGGUGAUGGUAAACUUUUACAACAAGUUCCUGCGGUGCAGCGAUAACGCCUCGGUGCAGGAUGCAGUGGCACACAUAAAUCACAUCAGACGAAUCGCUGGCGUAGACCACGUUGGAUUAGGUGCCGGCUAUGAUGGAAUUAAUUUCACACCCCACGAUCUGGAGGACGUUUCGAGCUAUCCGCGCCUGUUUGCCGAGCUGCUGGGCGAUGGGUGGACGCUGGAGGAGCUGGAAAAGCUGGCCGGCCGGAACUUGCUGCGGGUGUUCGAGGAGGUGGAAAAGGUGCGCGAGAAUCAGCGCCUGUCCGGCGUUCGGCCGUACGAGGAAAUUCCCCCGGUGGUGCGACCGGAGGAGCACGCGAACUGCUCCACCAACAGUUAAUGGGAUGUCCCACCCACGGCGACCCACGGAACUUCCGGUGAAUGAACGCGUCACGGGUGAUAUUUUGCAGUGGUGCCAAUACUGGUGGACUGGUUAGGAAAAUGAUUUCAACAGCGAGCAAAAUCUUAUUGAAAUGCCUUUUUGCAAGGAGAAACGUGUAGAAAACAGGUUCCCAAAGGUAAGCUGCUCCUUCAAGCAUUCCCAGGUAGAUGGAGGUUAAAAUGGUAGGAACCGGUUAAAACGGUAGCGAGAAAGAAUGCACCUUCAAGGUGUGCUGGGAGUGAAAAAAUGGAACAUUUAAUAAGCGUCUUCGUUCAAGGAAGACUGGAAAGGAAAAUCGGGACAUGCUUUUGUUUUUGAGGUGGAAAAAUUAUGUAUACAUUAUUAUUCAUUCUGCUGCAUAUUAGAGCUCAGAUAACGUGUAGGAGAUUCCCUCUAGAACACGGUUGCAUCCCGGUAGAGCACGGAGAGCAAAAGAGAGAGAGAGAAAAAGGAAGAGAAAACACGCUAUAGACCAUUUAUUAGACCGUCGCCAUCUCUUCCCUCGACUCCCUCAGCAUGUGUACUGCUACUACUACCGUAGAUUAGUGUGUACUGGAAUUCCCCAUGCCUUCCCAAACGCCUCCCCUCUGUCUCUCUCCUCCCCCCUUACUCCCCUUCCCACCGGUAGCGAUUAAUAAGUAGCGGUGCAAAUGAGAAAUGGCUUAAAAUUGUGCAAAGCGUGCAGGAAUUAUUAUGCACCGCGAAUGACAGCCCUCCUCCCCGGGAAACGGGGCACAGGGAACCGGCAGUAAUGAAGCGACCGAACCAAAACAAAAAAUCCCUUCCCAGAAGCCCAUUGCAUUUCCCCGCAGUGUCCGCGGUGUGGGAGAGCGUGCAUCGAGCGGUGUCCGGUGGAAUUUCGGUGGAAAAGCUAAUUAAAACACCAACCCAAGGUGAUUAAGCAUGGCAUGGAUAUACAUAAAUGCACCCGCAAAGGGGGUAAGAGGGUAAAAGGGGGGCAGUUUUUCGAUCUAUGGUUGUGGUGUCAUGGUUUGUGAAUAUGUAAUCAUCGAGGGCACUGAAAUUCAAUGUAUACAGUUCAAUAUAAAGCCUCCCAAAUGGGUGGGCAUAAUAAUAGCGGGCGAGUUUGAAUGUGAUUGCGAUGCAACAUUGCGCUAUGUUCAAUAAUUCCAUUUGCAGCUUUAAUGAGCUUUAAGCUUGCAACUGAAAAUGAUUGUUUAUAAAAUAAAACCAUCGCAACAACAAAAAAGGGGAAACCAUGGAAUGGAAUGGAAUGUUUGCUUGCUUCACCAAAGUAGGUAAUAAAGCAACCCAACCAACACGUGUUCCUAUCCCAUUGGAUGCACCUGCUGUUACUGCAAGUGGUUGGCAUUAGUGACCCAUCUUUCCUCUAAAAAAUGCACUAAAAACACACACACACACACGUAUACACUUCUCUCCAUCAACUGCUUUAUGAGUGGGAUGCUGUGUUGCUGCGCACAGGAUAAAAGCCCCGAAGGAUGGUGAACGCUUUUUUGUGUACCAACACAGUGAGCUUCCCGUUUUGAUCCGAUGCUACGACGCACACAAAAAAAAAAUAGGAAACAGCAGAACACAACAGACAAAGUCACUUGAGCUACAACAUGUAAAAACACACUCACCGAAGGGGCAACUAACGAAGACGGAAAAUGGGUUUAAUUAAAAUACAAACGACUUGGCACGGCAGCAGGGUGUGUUGUACGGCACUCGGUCUGCUGCGUGUACACACGCUUGUCCCCUUGGCUUGGAUAUUGCGCUGGACAGUGGCCGAACAGUGGGGCUUCAAAAGCGACGGAUUAUACAAGCACUGGUGUAACAAAUUUCUACUCCUGCACGGCCAGGACAAACGUUGAUUUCCCAGGGCUCCUGGACGCUUAAAAUCCCCGUUUCGUCACACGUGUGUGUGUGUGUGUGAGAGUGUCCAAGAGAAGAUGAAAGGACAAUCAUUUCCUUGGGGCCAAAUAAAACGGACACCAGUGGCGUAAGUGUAGUGAUAAAAAUAUCGCCCGUAAGACAGUGCGCCAGCGGCCCGAGCGCUUGGCACUCUCGCCGAGUGCCAGCAGACGUUCAACCGGGGUUUUGUGUGUAGUUUGCCCUUUCGAUCAACGAUGAUUGCGUCCUAACAUGAGGACCGGAUGAGAAUUACAUUAUGCUUCACUUUGCAUACACUUACAUCCUAUCUCCGCUCCCUUUUUUUGCUCAAAAAUGUGAAGAGAACCCGGCCAAUCCCGUUCAUCCUUUGCUGAGCGCCCCACGUCAGGAUGAUCUCUUGUCCAGCUUGGCAGAAGAAAAAGAAGCACUGGGAAGCGCAAAAGCAACAUUGGAUUAAGUUAUGAUUAGUAAUUGCAUAAUUAAUGAGAUUAAUUUGAAUUAAAAGUGUUCUAAGAGCGAACCCUGGACAUAGCCCUGGAAGCGGACAGAAUACGUUUUUUAGCAAAAAAAGAAGUGGGGGAAGAGCAACGAAAUCCUCCCGGAUGAUUCUUUCUUUGACAUUUUCGGUCCGAUCAAAAGUUUCGUCCGGGAGUGUUGCGGCUUUUUCUUUUUUUUUUGUGUCAGUUGUUUUAGCCCGUAAUUUAAACUUUGAAGAAUUAUCAGCUCACGAGUGGGGGGCUUUUGAUGAGCCAAAAGGGGUCGUUAAACUUUGGAACUCUUUUUUUGUGUGUCCGUUUUCCACUCGUGACCUAAUCAUCGGGGCUGACGAUUGGUUUAGAAUCAUUAAUUAAAUAGCAGCUUUCUCUUUUGUUUAUAAUCUUUCCCUCAAUUCCACACUGAAAUGCUAGCCAAACCAAAUUGAGUCAAUUUUUCAUCAUUACCAAUUAUCGAUUCGAAGCGCCACUGCCCAAAAGGAAAAGAAAAACCAAUCAAGCUCACGAUUCACGGUCGCAACGCUUCAAUUACUUACAAAAUUUCAUUACAUUCCAAUUUAAUUGACCUCACGUUUGUCUUCCGCCUUUGCUGGCAACACAUUUGCCCAACACCACACCAUUUGCUCAGCGCUCAGGAGUGCUUUUUUGCCCAUUCCUGCCUCUUCGUCGGGUGGGAAUUAAUCCACGAUACGUGCGCCAUGUCCCUCUGCAGAGGACACUCUGCUUCAAUUGUAGAGUCCAGAGUCGGUCCUCCCUUCGGUCCAACAUUGCAGGGGACAAACACACCGAAACACGAACCAAUAAAUUAGCUUAAUUGAAAGUAAUCGUCCAAAGCUUUCGUCCGUGUACAAUGAAAACUUGUCGAAUAUUGUGUGUGCUCGUGUGUCUGUUGUUGUGCUCGAGUAGAUUUUACAGCUACAGCAGACAUCGCCCGAAAGCACAUUGCUGUGUACUGUGUGGCCUGGGAAAGUGUAACGCUUUGCUGAUUAUUGUAAACUCUACUGGCCAGGAUCAAACCCGUUCUGUGCUCCUUUUAUAACCCCGUUCCUUAUGCUGUGGUAGUUUACGGUAUGCAUUUUCCUCCCCCAGCGCACGCAACAACAUUGUGCUCGAUGCUCUUCGACGGUUAUGACACGAAAUAGUUUGUCUAGAGCUGCAUACCGCACACACAAACACAGCACCUUUUGUGCUGUUUCGUGCGAAACGGUUCAUCAUUAUUAUGGAAGGGUGGUGGUUGAUGGAAAACUAUUCCGGGCAAACAAGCACCACACGCCCAACAACCGGAAGCUUGGCCGUGCGGCUGUCUAUUUUCUAACAAUAUAUAUAUAUAUAGAGGAUGCACAAGUUUCCACCGAUGCUGUACCGUGUAGCGUGUGGCGAGCGUUUUUUAUGGCUUUAUUUUGGCUGCCAGUAGUUUGGUCGCCUGUAUUGUGUCUCGAAAAUGGAUUAAACUCGUUCAUUCGUGCGACUCGGAAGGAAAGGGAGCGACAACGGGUGAAUAAUUAAAAAAGUUUUCACAUUGUCACACGUGUGCUGCGUGGAGCUUUUUGUGUGCCGGGGGGGACAUCAUAGCGUUAAAAACAGGUAUGAUUUUCUCUGCUAGAAAUAACUAUUUGAGUGCAGCAACUCCCAUGCAACACACCGCACUUGAAUACAAAUCGAGCCAACCUUUUUUGGGAGCCUUUUUAUGCGAAAUUUGUGAAUUUGUACAGCUGUUUAAAAAGGGGUGCAAAUUUCAUUGUGUUAUUCUCUCCCCCCCCCCCCAAACACUAUCGAUCGUGUUUGACCUGUUGAGAUAAUGCCUGCAACUCCAUGCUGCAAAUGAAGUACAAACCGCACCCGUGUCGAGUGCUUUUUGGCUGAGUAAAACCACUCGCUUGAAUUGCAUGCGGGCUUUUUCGUCGGUGGUUGGCAGUCAAAUAAUAAACCCAUCGAGUUGAAAAGCCUUUCCGUACGCACACACAGGAUGAUUUCGCAUUAAAACAAUUGACCUACUUAAACAAACAAAUCCGCCGAUGAUGCCUACACGUGGAUAAAUAAAAUCCCGGCCAAAGCCAAACCGAAGCCGAAAUCUCUUCACAAUCAAAAAGGCUUCUCCUUCACACGUGUUUGCUCCCAUCCAUCCACCGUGUGUGUGCAUCAGCAUAGCUUGAAGCUAACAAAAGAAGUUCCCCCAAUGAACCACAUCGAAGCCAUCGCCAACCCACCAACUUGAGCCCCCGUUAUCAAUCGUGCCUUUCGGUGCGGUAUAAAUGGCCACCAGUGUGGGGGGAGAGAUGGGGGACUGGCACGAAAUAUCCACUUCACUUCGCGUGUGCAUUGUCGCGCGAAAGAGCGAAACAGAGAAUGGCACAACAUAAUCGUAACAAUUGAGUUAAUAUUUAUGAUUUUCACGGUUAGUUUAACCAGUCGAAUGGAAUUCCCGGUAAAAACCCCAAUGGUGGUGUGUUCCAUGGGACAGUGCAAAGACACCUGAAGCACGUGCGCCCUGGGUCUAGUGGUUGACCUGUCCCACAAGGACGGCGGAGACAUUCAUUGAAGCACACUCUGGUAUAAAAAUAAACCAAUGGAAAGCUUAAAGGACACGUUUUUCUCGCAGCUUCCGAAACGAGUUGUCGUCGCCGUCGUCGUCACGGCUUUGGCCACUGCCCUUGGGAAGCAACAGGUGGUGUCGGUGGUGGUGUGCCGCCUGGGAGGAAUCUGCUCCAAAAUCUGAACAGUCGUUCGGAUCGUAUUCCAUGACCCUUUCCCCCUCUCCCUCCCGUUCUGUUCUGUUUUCUACGACUGGCAUUCUUGACCGUUUGCCAUUCCACGGUGGCUAAACUGUGUGGCUCACAGGUAAGGGUGCUUUUAUUUGCUCUCGCUAUUUGAUGGCGCCGCAUCCACACCAUUCCACCACCCAAACCGGUGUAAGCUGCUAUCCGAUUACACGAGACGAAGCGCGGGUGAAAAUGAGCAUCAUAAACGGAUUGAAUCGGGUGCUACUAGACGAAAGCGCGGUACGAUCCGGGCAGGUGUAGAAGCUUCUUUUCAAAAUAACACUUCUAUGAAUGUCUCGUGUCUUACGUUCGAUUGAAAAUUCCAGUCUCAAUCGAUUUUGCCCUUUACAUUGAGAUGAAAAAAGCGACAGCAUAGAAAAAUAUCGCUUUUACAGUCCUUUUUUUGAUAGGGCCCCACAAAGAGACUAUAUUGUUUGGUUGUGGGUUAGUGAAAGGCAAAGGGGACUGAACCGUAGCUGCUAAUAGAUGGAGAAGCAAUUUUCCACAACCCAGUGUCACUUAAAACUGCGAUAUGGUGGUUCAUAAUUCAAUCAGAAGAGGACACAUUCGCAAGCUCGGUUAGUUAGAUUGACUGGGCGUCUCCAUCGGGAAGCUCGUAUGGGUGUAAUGAGUCUAAUUGAACGGAAGUGUACAUUACACGCGAGAUCGUUUCGACCUACACACUUGAAAGCUUUAAUUAUAAUUGUUAAUGUGAAAAAUGGAGAUUUAAUUGAAAGAAAAAAAAAACACCAUACAAUGGAAAAUUGAAAUCUCCCUUUUACAUUUUAAAUGAAUAAAAAAGCUCUCGUUACAAGCAAUUUGAUAGAGCGGGUUUCCGGGAUUGGUUCCGAACUCCUAUUAAUGGCUCAUUUGGUGCACCAAAAUUGGCCCAUAAUUUAUUGGAUGUAAUUCCAAAUUGACAUUAACGUGGUGGAGGCGCCUUGGUGGUUGACCGCAUGGAAUCACACGACAUGGAAGGUUAAAGUUGAGAAGGGACAGAAUAAAAUAAUAAAAACCCAUUAAUACCACACCCCAACACCAGGCAGAUACAUAACACAACAUCAGAAAAGCAUUGGAGCGCGGGAAAAUGACUCCAUCGAUGGUUGGCUGAUGGGUUGGCGGUUGGCGCUUCAACAACAAGUCGCUGUUGUCGAUGUUGCCCGACGGGACCCCGUUGACGAUUCGUACGUCAUAAAAAGCAAUCGUCAUCGUUCCAGUUCGAUUAUUCGCCGAUUUCGAUGGAAUUGUGUGUGUGUGUGUGUAUGUGGAAAACGAAUUGAAAGAAAAGCUGGAAAGUUCGGGUCGUUCUCCGGAGUCUUUCUCUCCCUUUUCUGUGCCCAGAGCGACACGAAGGACGAAAUAAUGAAAUCACACAUUCAAUUAUAACCUUCUACGGUUAUUGGACCGCGUUAAUUCGCGAUCCCUUGUCACUCCCCCCCCCCCUCCGCCGCCGGAUGUUUGUCGAAAAGCUUAUCCGGUGAACACACACACACACAGAGUACGGGUGUGUGAACUUUCGAACGGAGUUUAAUUUCAUUGUUGCACCCGGAAGCCGUGACGCGGGAAAUAAAACUGCACAUUGCACACAUCGACGCUGUUCGUUCGUCUGGUUUUGCGUCCAUGUGGCUUUUCCAAGCCGGUAGGGCAGUACCGAAACCAUAUGCAAACACCGGAACAUCGGAACGGCGCACCCCCCGGGGGUGGGAAAUUUAUUAUCAAUUUGUUUGCCCAAUAUUCUUGGCCGGGAGCAACUCCAGCUUGCCGGCUUGAGCUAUUGAAGCGUUCCUGGGGUGGAAAUUCGUAGUGAAGGUUUACCAAAAUAAUGGCCAAAACAGAGGUGUGCACCAUGGUGUGUGUGUGUGAUGAAACUGGCCGCGUAUGGGCUCGUGGAACUGCUUCACGAACGCUCAUUACCAUGCAACACGAUGCAUUUGUUUUUUAGCUUUCUGGGAAGGCGAACAAAGCUGUGGGGCCGCAGGGCAAGGCAACAACACACGCAAUAAAACUCUCCAAUCAUCACUCAGUGUGUGCAGGGAAUUACAAUUUUCACACAACGUGCAGUACGGGGAAGGGUGGCCUGUGUGUUUGGAUGAGGUUUUCGCGCUGCAAUGGGCUUUGCUGGAGAGCUUUUGCAGGAAAACGCGGUACGGUAGCUGAAAUGCACUUCAUUAAUGCAUGGAAAUACAAAAAAAAUUGUUUGUGUGUGUUUGUUGUAAUAUUUUCCACUAUCAAAGCAGAAAAUUGUUGAGUUUGUUUGAAAAAGCAUUAUUCUACGCUGCACGUUAUUUGCGUUCAGUUAUUUAUUUUUGAUGCGCUUUCAUAGUGCAACAGUAUUGCCAUUUUGCAGCAUUUGUACAAAUUUGAACAGCGAUUAUAAGUCUCAUUAUCGUUGACUCGCAAGCUGAUUGCAGAAAAAACCCAACCACCACCGUUUGAAAUGAAUAUUUCCACACCAUCACAACACAUCAAACCUAAUCUGUACUGCGAAUAAGCACAUUAGUUGCAAUUACUGUCCUUAAUUAACUAUUUCCCAAGCCACAAACACUGAUUGAGCCCGGGUUGCACCGUCAUGCGCCAGCUGCCAGCGCAAAUAAUGCAUCAAAAUUAGCCCGUUUGAUGCAUUUCCGAUGCACUUUUCGGGGUGUGUGCAUCCAUCACGAUGCAAUACUUUCCACCGGAGGGGAAAAAAGGCCCAAAAAUUGAAAUCGGCUGCAAAAAUGGUAACCAGAUGGGAGUCUGGUUUUGCCUCCCACACUGUACAAGAGGGGGGGGGGGGGGAGGAUGCCAAUGGUGUACUGGGAAGGGAAAGGAGGAACGUUGGCACAACAAUGCUCUCGUAACCAUAGGACCAAUUAAAUGUUAUUUACGAAGAAACGAGUGAGCAAACAAGUGAAGAAAUUGCCCAUAAUUUAAACAUAUACAAAAAGGCACAAUAACCAAAAGCUGCGGGGAGAUGCGCGAGGAAAAAAAAGGAAAAGAGACGUUGGUGAAAAUCAACCCGAUAAUAGUGUGAAAUGUGCCGGCUGACGAUGUGCAUUCUGACGUGUGUUCGGUGUUUAAUUAGAGGAACAACUGGCAGCGGCGGCGGCCGCACGCGCGCGUUUCCCGUUUUUACUUGUUCAAUUUGUGGGAGGAAGCGGGAGGAAAAUUAAAGGCAAAAACUGGCACUGCACCAUGAUGGAAGGAUGUAUCGGAAGGUUGAAAAAGAAAGAGUAAAAAACGAGACGAGAUAGGCAGCACUAUAUCGCUGUAUAAAUGUAUCGCCCGAGGUGAGAAAAGUAGCAACAAAAAAGGGAAGUGUGCUCAUGAAAACUGAAACAAAAAACAUAUUUGUAUGCUGCAAAAAUGCAUACAACGAAACCAGAAAGCAUGAAAGCAAAAAAAAGAAACGAGAAAACAAAAGUUUGGCACAAAUAAUAAUAAUAAGCUUGCAUUUGCGAAGAGAAGGGAAGAGAAGGGAAGGCAGUCUGGAACACGUGUACAUUAUAAACAUAUCAGCAACAGUGAACCCCGUGUUAUGGAGCAAAUGAAGCAAAAAUCGGCAACAAAAAAGCGGCGUGUGGUGGAAAAAGCAGCAUUUUUAGCCACCGUAUGUGGGAAAAUGGAAAGGGGGGAAAACGAGAAAAAGUAAACAGCACAUAACGAGCACAAACAAUUCGAUUCGAUAUCCGGGAAAGUGUGUGUAUGACGAAAAAAAUGGAACAAAUGCAUGAAAUUACAGUGGAAAUAUUUUUCACGCCAGUAAGAAAAACAUGUGCUAAAAACAAGAGAGAGAAAGCGCGAAAAGAACGCAAAGCAAACAAUGCAGUUGACGGACGAGGGCAGCAGCCUCAUGCCCGGCUGCAUUUUAGUGGCUACUUUGUGGAAUGAAAAGUACGGGGAAUGAUGCUAUGGCAACGGACAAAAGGGAAAUGGGUGUGAUGGGAGGAUAACAAGCGAGCGCGUUGCAUCGUUCUGAAUGAAUGUAUUUUCAAGAAUUUUGUGUUUGUUCCCAAUUUCCAUUGUAUUAUUUUCAUCCAUUGCUUUCGUAUGCUUUAAUGGGGAAAUUUAAAGUCUUUCUUUGCCACUCCUCACCCUUUAGACGGCAACAUUAACCAGCAUAACGUGUACGCGUUGCCGUCCAUUUGCAUCCGUGUUUGGGGGCAUUAAUGGAAUCGAAUUAAACACGCAGCGGUUGCACUUUGAAUGGGCUUCGCCCCGUGUAAAAUGUCACCGCCACCCUCAUUCGGAGGCAGUGUUGUUUGCUGUUGUGUGGUUCGUUCUUUAACGGCUUUUUUUUAACCCUGUUAUUCGCUGAGCUUCCGAUGUAGCCAAAGGGGAAGUGGGAAGGUGUGAAGAAAGCUCAACCCGCGGAUAACGCGGAUUGUGUUCGUGGAUGCUUAUCCAUCCGGAUUAUGCCCACCCCUCGAAUGGCAGGUGUCAGGGCGGGGUGAUAAAUUAUACACCCCACGUGUUUCCUGCGCAUUUCUCUGUUGCGCAUUUUUCGCAUCCCACGCGCAAAACGCAUAAAAUGCAUUUUUGUGGCAAGUUUCCGCCGGUUGUUCAGUGAUAGUGGCCGCUCUGUCUCUCUUUUUUUUAAAUUUUUGCCAUUGGACAACGCACAUUUAGUAGCUUAAUCGACCGCGGCAAUGAUGAUAUGCGUGGCGUGCUUGUUCCUAUUGUUGCUAACGCUGCUGAUGCUCUCCCUCGCUUUUAUUAGUUAAACCCUCGCGAAGCGAGGGACUGUGGAAGUUACCGGGGAAAAUAAAAAUGUAGGAACAAAAGUGUAGCGUAGCGUAGUUGAAAUUGAUAGCGAAUAGUCCACAUUUCCUGAAAGCGUAGAUUAAACCUAUAUAGCUUUGGUAGCGGUACAAAAUUACACAUAAAAAAAACGCGCGCUUCGAGGAAGCGAACGAGCUGACUGAGCCAGAGGCAUAACCGCGAACCACGCACAAAACGAAGGGAAAUGUGGCAAAUGUGGGUUUGCAUUUUAUUCAAACGAUUCAGGAAAUCUGGAUUGAAGACCACACUUUUUGUACGACUACUACUAACUACUACUACUACUAAUGGCCACUACCCGUACUACCAACCACUACUACUCACCCUAUGGAUGUCGAACGCACGGUUUCGAAAAUGGAUUCGAAUGAAGGUGCACACUGCAGAAUUAAACACAAGAAAAAAGGAAAAGCCAGUGGCAGAAUGGGAGGAAAAGCCCCAAAGCGUAUAAUCGAUUUAUCAGGGCAUUGGAAACGAAGGGCGAAAGAACGAAAAAAAAAAACAGUCCUAUUACUAAACUAUUAAACA